AUGUCUUCUGCUGCAUUGCAGUCAGCUCCUCAACAGCCGACCUCCUUACCUGUUCUAAACACACCUUCGCCGGCCGCUGCAUCACAACGCCAAUACACUCCUGGUCAAUCACCUAACCGAGAAGGUCGUUAUGGUGGCCGAGAUAACGCGAACGCUUCACCUGCAUCAUCUAGACGUCCGUCUAGACGACCGAGUGGAAAUAGUGCGAGCGCGGCGAGUCCAAUCCCGACUUAUCCAGAACAAAUACAAUCCUCACCGAUGACAUCGCGAUCCGCGUUAGCCUCGCCAGUCCCGGUGGCGGGAGGUUCCGACUACGACAGAUCGGCCUCGAGCCGCCGAAGAAACGAACCUCCCGUUGCACCACCUCGAACAUCCUCUUCGCAACAAGGCUCGACUGGUCAGGUGAAUUCUCGAAGAGCAGCUCGUGCCGAGGAGCGAGCAGCGAAUUCACCUAGACGAACACCAGGAGAUGGUAGUAGAGGGGGCACAAAUGGACCGUCGGAUCUAGGUCGGGGAGGUUAUGAUGACCCUAGUUCUCGCAGCCGACGGGCCGCAUCUCAACAUCUUGCCCAAGAACCUGUCCAGAGACCAAGUAGUAAUAGGGAUCACCGUCAAACCGUGACCACUACGAUGCCGGUAAGAACGGCUACGAAUACUUCAGCAAGACAACCAUCACGAGAGGCCAGCGAGGUUCUUCAUCGCGUUAUUGUGUCACAGCCAGAAGACGACAUCGAGCGAGAACGAGAGCGGCUAAGUGAGGCACAAAACCAGGUGUCCACGCGUCGGGUUGUUGACGAUCGUGAUGAUGCCGUCCCUCCACCAAUCGCGAAUGAUUCCCAGGAAGAAGUUCGUCGUGGUGGUCGAAGUCGACAUGACCAUUCUAAACGGGAGAAGGGAUCAAAAUUCGGAGAUUAUUAUUUAGGGAAUGUGAUUGGCGAAGGUGAAUUCGGCAAAGUGAAACUCGGUUGGAAACAGGACGGAGGUGUUCAGGUUGCUAUUAAGCUUAUCCGCCGAGACAGUGUGGGAAACAACCCAUCCAGACUAGCCAAAAUCUAUCGCGAAGUGGCCAUUUUGCGCGGAAUCUCGCAUCCUAAUAUUGUUAGGCUGCACGAGAUGUCCGAAACCGAACGCCAUAUUGGAAUCGUGUUAGAGUACGCUUCCGGCGGUGAACUGUUCGAUUAUAUUCUCAACCACCGAUAUUUAAAAGACAGUCCCGCUCGAAGACUUUUCGCCCAGCUCAUAUCAGGAGUGGGAUAUCUUCAUAAGAAGGGUAUCGUCCAUCGUGAUCUCAAGCUCGAGAAUUUACUUCUCGAUCGAAACCGCAAUAUCAUUAUCACCGAUUUUGGUUUUGCUAAUACCUUCGACCCCGCGGACGAGUUGACGGAAGAGGAAGAGUUGAGUUUGUCGGAUCGUGAAUUCGUCAAACGUGCCGGUCUAGACAAGACCAAGGCAAAUGGAAUGCGUAGGGGCGAUCUAAUGCAGACCAGUUGUGGAAGUCCGUGUUAUGCGGCGCCGGAAUUAGUUGUCAGCGACUCGCUAUAUACCGGCCGAAAAGUUGAUGUCUGGAGCUGUGGUGUUAUUCUAUAUGCCAUGCUCGCUGGAUAUUUACCCUUCGAUGAUGACCCUGCUAAUCCCGAAGGCGACAAUAUCAACCUUUUAUACAAAUACAUUGUGAAUACUCCUCUCACCUUUCCCGAAUACGUCACUCCGCAUGCCCGAGACCUACUACGUCGCAUACUUGUCCCAAGCCCUCGAAAACGUGCGGACUUAUUUGAAGUCGCACGACAUAGUUGGUUAAGCGAAUAUGCACACGUAGUGGAGCUUAUUACUAGUACUACGACUACUAGCAGCGAGAUACAAAACACAACUGUGCCAACUGAGGAAGCGGAGGGUUUGGCAAGAAGUGCCUCUGUUAGAGAGUCAUCGAAGACGAAGUCGGCUGCUGCCACUCCAGGUGAUUCGGCGCGAAAGCAGGGCAGGACGGAAGCGGAAGAGCAGACGCACGGAAAACAGAAGGAUAACAAGAGACGAACUGUUCAGGUAGAGUAUGUGGCUCCUGUAACUCAGACGCAAAGAGGAGGUGAGCAGCAACAGCAACAACCAGAUCCUCACGCGUCGCCUCGUGGGAAGACCCGAGCCCGAUCAUCUAGCCAAGGUCCAGUCGAAGUGCACUCUUCACCCGCCGAUAAGCCAUUGCCGAAAGACCCACCGGUCACAAGAGAGGAAUAUGGAACUCCAUCCCGAGAGACUCGUAAGCCACCUAGUGCGCACCGACGAGAUGUACCACCACCGCGGACGAAUAUACCUCGUACGGCUUCGGACAAUGCUUACAUGACUUCUGCAACCGCCGGUACAUCGGCUGCACGACCUACUACUGGAGGCUCGAUGCAAUCGACGGGUUCUAGAUUGGCGUCGUCUACUAGAGGAUCGUACGGUCAACCAUUACCCCCCACCGUUGCCGGUACUAACGCUCAUGGAAGUAUACAACAACCUAAAGGAUCGAAGAAUUAUGUCAUCUCGAACCCGAUCCCUCAGGAAACACCUGAUAUGGACUUCGGUCGACCCAGUAUCAGCGUACCUUCGAAAUUCGCCCAGGUAUCAGGCUUUACUCAAGGGCCGCAGCAGGGUCAGCAUCAACAACAACUGGCAUCGCAGUCGGGCGAAAACAAGGGCCACAGAAGAUCCAACACUAUCGGCGAAAUCGGAGGUAAGAUCUUCGGUCGCAGUGGAUCUAUCUUUGGUGGCCGUAAGAAGCGCCCAGACCAACAACCGGGCGAGAAGUUGUCUAAGAAGUAUCCUCCGAUUAGCAUGUCUAAUGCUAUGCCUGGCGACUCGAGAACUUCUAUGGAAUCCCGUGCGUCUAGGAGAUCGUUUUCUCUAGGACUUGGCAAGAAGCGAAGCGGUAGCAUUGCUGGUGGAUCACAAGGAUCCUACGAGAAGCCACAAAACCGCCGAUUUUCUCUUAUGAGAGCGAUGGGCUUGGGAAAGGAGCCCACAACACCGACUCAAGAAUCUUCUCAGCAAGACCUCCCUAUCCAGGAACCCCCCGAGGCUGAUAAUUACAACCAAUAUGCGGACCACCAACAGGCCCGUGGAAACGUAAUGCAACAACGAUAUGGGGAUGGAACUUACGAGCAGGCACAAUCACCCCGACUAGGAUCUGCACCGGCACCUCGAAUAGAUCCGAUGACCAGCCCUGUUCAGCAACGAUUCCCAUCGACUGCGAGACCUACAGCAAUUCCUCCUUACUUACAGCAAGAUGCUGUCUUGAACUCCGAGUCCGAAGCCUCCAUCGAACCUCAACGAAAGCCACCGAAUUCUGCACCGUACCAGACUGGUUAUGAUUCGGAUCAAUAUGAUGCACGCCAGUCUGGUCGUGGAAGUCGCGUGUUGCAGAAGAACAGGAGAUUUGUGGAUGCUUAUGAUGGAGAAGAGUAUGGAAGGCCUCAUGAUCAUGCGGGUAGUAGUGGUGCGGCUAAGAGAGUGAUGGAUUUCUUCAGAAGACGGGGUCGAGCAAGAGGGGGUGAGUCCUGA
Hypoxylon trugodes is the source of this 3534-nucleotide messenger RNA. RefSeq lists its product as uncharacterized. Lineage: Eukaryota; Fungi; Ascomycota; Sordariomycetes; Xylariales; Hypoxylaceae. Gene Ontology annotation, molecular function: protein serine/threonine kinase activity; tau-protein kinase activity; ATP binding. Bases 1 to 3534 code for a protein of 1177 amino acids. The transcript is spliced from 3 exons. The record is from RefSeq and is a predicted model, not a curated record. Gene Ontology annotation, cellular component: cytoplasm. Gene Ontology annotation, biological process: microtubule cytoskeleton organization; intracellular signal transduction; protein phosphorylation.